Aethalodelphis obliquidens (Pacific white-sided dolphin) is the source of this 4796-nucleotide messenger RNA. RefSeq names its product TBC1 domain family member 8B (gene TBC1D8B). The transcript is spliced from 21 exons. The record is from RefSeq and is a predicted model, not a curated record. Bases 166 to 3528 code for a protein of 1120 amino acids. Lineage: Eukaryota; Metazoa; Chordata; Mammalia; Artiodactyla; Delphinidae. Gene Ontology annotation, molecular function: calcium ion binding.
CGUGGGAGAGAAGGGAGGGUUGGGGGAAGUGUGGAAAAGCAGAACCAGAGCGGCUGCCGCCUGAGGCAGAUUUGGUGGGAGAAGUAGAGGGGAGGAAACGGGUGGAGGGGUGAGGUGAGGAGGGCAUCUGGGUCGCUGCUUCCGGGCGGCAUAAAGUUCUUCGCGAUGUGGCUGAAGCCCGAGGAAGUGCUCCUGAAAAAUGCGCUGAAGCUGUGGCUGAUGGAAAGGUCCAACGAUUACUUCGUGCUGCAGCGGCGUCGGGGCUACCGGGAGGAAGGCGGCGGGGGGCUCACAGGGCUUCUGGUUGGGACUCUGGAUUCAGUCUUAGACUCCACUGCUAAAGUAGCUCCAUUUCGCAUCCUACAUCAGACACCAGAUUCUCAAGUUUACCUGUCAAUUGCUUGUGGAGCCAACAGAGAAGAAAUAACCAAACAUUGGGAAUGGUUAGAACAAAAUAUCAUGAAGACCUUGUCUGUGUUUGAUUCUAAUGAAGAUAUUACUAAUUUUGUACAAGGAAAGAUAAGAGGAUUAAUUGCUGAAGAGGGAAAACAUUCUUUUGCAAAAGAAGAUGACCCUGAGAAAUUUCGAGAAGCCCUUUUGAAAUUUGAAAAAUGUUUUGGUUUACCAGAGCAGGAAAAGUUAGUGACCUAUUACUCGUGCAGUUAUUGGAAAGGACGGGUUCCUUGUCAGGGUUGGCUAUAUCUUAGCACCAACUUUCUGAGCUUCUAUUCUUUUUUGUUGGGAUCAGAAAUAAAACUCAUUAUCUCCUGGGAUGCGGUCUCAAAACUUGAAAAGACUUCAAAUGUCAUACUGACAGAGAGUAUUCAUGUGUGUUCCCAAGGAGAGAAUCACUACUUUUCAAUGUUUUUGCAUAUUAACAAAACAUACCUUCUUAUGGAACAGCUGGCAAACUAUGCUAUAAAAAGAAUUUUUGAUAAGGAAACAUUUGAUAAUGACCCAAUCCUUGAUGAUCCUCUACAAAUUACUAAAAGAGGUCUGGAAAAUCGAGCCCACAGUGAGCAGUUUAAUGCUUUUUUUAGGCUGCCCAAAGAAGAGACUUUGAAAGAAGUACAUGAAUGUUUCUUAUGGGUACCAUUCAGCCACUUCAACACUCAUGGAAAAAUGUGCAUCUCAGAAAACUAUAUCUGCUUUGCUAGCCAGGAUGGCAAUCUAUGUAGUGUAAUCGUUCCAUUACGAGAGGUCUUAGCUAUAGAUAAGACAAAUGAUUCCAGCAAAUCUGUCAUCAUUAGCAUCAAAGGAAAAACAGCUUUUCGCUUCAGUGAAGUUAAAGAAUUUGAGCAAUUGGUGGCAAAACUCUGGCUCAAGUGCGGGGCAGCUUCAACUCAGUAUCACGAUAUUAGCACAGAGGUUCCUAUUAGUUCUGAGUCUGUAGACCCAUCUGAUGAUAUUGAGGUACAAUCUUUGAUAUGUCAGAGAGAAUGCAGCAAAACUGUGAACACUGAAGCCUUAAUGACAGUAUUUCACCCUCAGAAUUUGGAGACUCUUAAUUCCAAAAUGUUGAAAGAAAAGAUGAAGGAACAGUCCUGGAACAUCCUGUUUACAGAAUGUGGGCGUGGUGUUAGCAUGUUUCGGACCAAAAAGACUCAAGAUCUGGUUGUAAGAGGGAUUCCAGAGACCUUAAGAGGAGAGCUCUGGAUGCUUUUUUCAGGUGCUGUUAAUGACAUGGCUGCUAAUCCUGGCUAUUAUGCUGAAGUGGUUGAGCAGUCUUUAGGGACCUGCAACUUGGCUACUGAAGAAAUUGAACGUGAUUUGCGUCGCUCCCUGCCUGAGCAUCCAGCCUUUCAGAGUGACACUGGCAUAUCUGCUCUGAGGCGGGUACUCACUGCUUAUGCAUUCAGGAAUCCCAAAAUUGGAUACUGCCAGGCAAUGAACAUUUUGACUUCAGUAUUGCUUCUGUAUGCAAAAGAGGAAGAAGCUUUUUGGCUUCUGGUUGCUGUAUGUGAACGAAUGUUACCUGAUUAUUUUAAUCGUCGAAUCAUUGGUGCCUUGGUGGAUCAGGCAGUCUUUGAAGAACUUAUCAGAGAUCACCUUCCCCAGCUGACUGAACAUAUGACUGAUAUGACAUUCUUUUCCUCAGUUUCUCUCUCAUGGUUCCUCACACUUUUUAUUAGUGUGCUACCUAUUGAAAGUGCAGUGAAUGUGGUGGACUGUUUCUUCUAUGAUGGAAUAAAGGCCAUUUUACAACUGGGAUUGGCAAUACUUGACUAUAAUUUAGACAAACUUCUGGCAUGUAAAGAUGAUGCUGAAGCUGUGACAGCUUUAAACAGGUUCUUUGACAAUGUCACUAAUAAGGAUAGCCCGUUGCCUUCAAGUGUGCAGCAGGGUUCAAAUGUAAGUGAUGAAAAAAGCAGUCAUAUUAGAGUGGAUAUUACAGAUUUGAUUAGAGAGUCAAAUGAGAAAUAUGGGAGUAUUCGCUAUGAAGAUAUAUACAGCAUGCGCUGUCGAAAUAGGUUGUAUGUGAUACAGACCCUAGAGGAAACAACAAAGCAGAAUGUGUUGCGUGUUGUAUCACAAGAUGUGAAAUUGAGCCUUCAUGAAUUGGAUGAACUUUAUGUCAUCUUUAAGAGAGAGUUGUUUUUUUCUUACUAUUGGUGUUUGAGUUCUCCAGUAUUGAAGCACCAUGAUCCUAGUCUGCCAUAUUUGGAACAGUAUCAGAUUGACUGCCAGCAGUUCAGAGUGUUGUAUCACUUGUUGAGUCCCUGGGCUCAUUCUGCAAACAGAGACUCACUAGCUUUAUGGACAUUCAGAUUGUUGGAUGAAAACUCCGACUGCCUUAUAAACUUCAAAGAAUUCUCCUCUGCAAUUGACAUAAUGUACAAUGGAAGUUUUACUGAGAAGCUUAAGGUGCUUUUUAAGCUGCAUAUUCCUCCAGCUUAUACUGAAGUGAAGUAUAAGGACCCUUCAAAGGGAGAUGAACUUUCCAAGGAAGAAUUACUUUAUUUCAGUCAGCUCCAUGUUUCCAAGCCUGCAAAGGAGAAGGAAGCAGAGUCAGCAAAAAACAGCCCUGAAAAAGGAAAAGAAAAAGUUGACAUUCAAGCAUAUCUAAGUCAAUGGCAAGAGGAGCUUUUGAGAAAAGAAGAAAACAUUAAGGAUUUACCAAGAAUGAAUCAGUCACAAUUUAUUCAGUUUUCAAAGACACUAUAUAACUUAUUUCACGGGGACCCUGAAGAAGAGUCAUUAUAUCAAGCCAUUGCUGUUGUAACCAGCCUUUUGCUCAGGAUGGAAGAAGUUGGAAGGAAACUCCAUAACCCUGCGUCAUCAACCAAAGGAUUGUCUGGUGCAGUCUGUGCUUCUGGAGGACCCAGUGAGGGGCAAACAGAGAGCCACUUAGAGAAAGAUCCCUCCUCUCUCAGGGAAGAACCUCAGUGGUCAUUUGCAUUUGAACAGAUUCUCGCCUCUUUGUUGAAUGAACCAGCAUUGGUGAAGUUUUUUGAGAAACCCAUAGAUCUAAAAGCCAAACUAGAAAAUGCAAAAACCUCUCAGUUAAGUUCUAGAACCAGGAAGUAAAUCUUUUAACAGGAAUUGCUUAUUAUAGACAUUUACCAAGAUUCUCAUAGGCGUCAGCUUGAUUUCUAGGAGUAUGGAUCAGGGAUUUUCUUGUUACCAAUGUAUUUGAAGGUUAAAAAGAAGAUAUUUGGAAGCACAAUGAUUCAUUCCUUUGUGGUGGUGUCUAAUUUUGAUAUUCUCUAAUACAAAUAUACUUUUUAUAUUUCACAAGGUAUGCAAUAUCAGGGGGAGUAUGCUAAAUGCUAAAUUUUACCACCAGAGGGCACCACCAUAUCACUUUUAGCAAGGAAAUUACUAGUUUGUGCUGCUAUUUACAUAUGAAUUACUGAUGAUUUUUGAAAAUGUGGUGUUAUGUUUGAGUGUUAGUGAUGCUGACACAUCAUAUUGAUAAAUCCUACUUUCCAUAUUGCCUCAGUCCUAUUAGAAUGCUUUAGAAAAGCAGGCUCUUAGAUCUGUAGCCUUAAUUAUCUAGAAGAUUACCAUAUGGGAACCUCAUUUUCACGUUAUCUAACUGAAAUAAUACUAACUUUUUAAAGUUAAUCUCAUUCAGUCUUCUAAUAAUAAAUGGCUUUUUAAUGAAUUCUAUCUUCUCCCUACCUGAGCAGUUCAGAAGCUGCUAACACACUUGUAGCUCUGUUACUGAUAAAAAUAAAGAACUCAGAACUCUGGGCCGAUACAAGGAAAAACGAUUUUGGAUUUGGAUUUGAGCUGGUUAAAGCCAGCCAAUUCAGAAGGGUUAAUAAACAGUACAAUUAACUGUGUACAGGUCUCUCAUUAGACUGAGAAAUUACUUGAAAUUCCGAGCACUGCUCUUUGUGGCAUUUGUCUCAGAGGAGCUUGAGACUGCUUUGGUUCUAGUUUUAGAUUUUGGAUUUUCACCAGUCAUAUUUUAAGUUCCAUUAGAUAGACUGAAUUAUUGUAUUAGUCUGGCAAGUUCGUAAAGUAUAUAGGCAUACCUCAUUUUAUUGUACUUCACUUUAUUGCGCUUCAUAGAUACUACAUUUUUUUGGUUUUUGGUUUUUGGGUUUUUUUUGGCUGCUGCAGCUUGCAGGAUUUUAGUUGCCUGCAGGGAUUGAACCCAGGCCCUCGGCAGUGAAAGUGCAGAGUCCUAACCACUGGGCUGCCAGGGAAUUCCCACAGAUACUACAGUUUUACUGAAAAUGAAGGCUUGUGGCAACCCUGCGUUGAGCAAGUCUAUCAGUGCCAUUUUUCCAACAACAUUUGCUCACUUUGCAUCUCUGUGUCACAUCUUGGUAAUUCUCGCAAUA